AUGUUGAGGGUGACUACGGGGAGAUCGUCUGCUCCGGAUGGCUUUCGAAAGUGGAGGUCUAGUUAUCUCAAGUCAUUGUUGGGUCGAAGGCCUCUCCCAGAGCGUGCAGUGACCCCAGCGCCGCCCCUUUCCAUCCACAACGACGUCGACCGGCCACAAUUCGCCUGGGAGGAUAACCUCCACUUAGUACGUGAUGACUUCUCAUACCUCAUGAGAGCGCCGUCCCGACACAACUGGGAUACGAAGGUUCUGGACCUCAUUGACACCCGUGGCCGCCAUCACACUCUGAGCUACGGCCUUGGCGCUGUCGAAGGAUGCCGGGUUGAGAAGUGGAGAACACAGACGAUCGACAACGUACUACGAAGCUUUCGGGUGGUUUUCGGAAUGACAUCCGGACUUGCCAACUCGUCGGCGAGGCUUCUAGAGCAGAUAGUGCGCACCUUCGACACCAGUGCGGCGAUUGUGCCGCUCAGAAGGCUGGUCGACCAGGUACAGGCCGUUGUUUGUGCUCGUACUGCGUCAUCACUGCGACUAGAGGUUGCGGGUCCCAACUUUUUCAACUUCUUCCUUACUGCCGUGACCAAGGACCCUUCUCUUCGAGAACACUUCCUCAGACUCAACUGGACGGAGCGGGUCGACAAACCUUUCAGCCGACAGUCGCGACUUGAGCUCCUCCACGCGCUAGUCCGGAGCCAUGUGGAAAACUAUCAGGGCCAAGACUUGAGCCUCCCUGGUCACUUAUACUCAAUAUGGAUCCGGUACUGCAACUUUCUUCUGGAUACGCCGUUUCCAGACUUCCGCAAGAAGAUAAUCGCCCAUGAGAAGACUUGGAAGCUCUUAGAACAAUUCGCCGAACCGGCAAACAGUGCUUAUAGGUGGGGCGACUAUGAGCGAGGUCAGACACGAGUUCAGGAAGCGCACUACGGUGCUCCCACCAAUGCUUUCACCACACAUCAUCUAGUUGCACUGGAGUGA
Molecule: messenger RNA, 975 nt
Organism: Colletotrichum costaricense
Lineage: Eukaryota; Fungi; Ascomycota; Sordariomycetes; Glomerellales; Glomerellaceae
Exons: 2
Coding region: 1-975 (324 amino acids)
Source: RefSeq, a predicted model, not a curated record